This is a messenger RNA of Haliotis rubra (blacklip abalone), 517 nucleotides long. RefSeq lists its product as uncharacterized. The transcript is spliced from 2 exons. The record is from RefSeq and is a predicted model, not a curated record. Lineage: Eukaryota; Metazoa; Mollusca; Gastropoda; Lepetellida; Haliotidae. The coding region runs from base 20 to 517 and encodes 165 amino acids.
UUCGCCCACAGCGAGUGAGAUGGUGACACUGCAGGAGGAUGACGGCGCUUGGAUGCUGAGUGAGGCACUUUGUUGUCUCAUCAAUGUACAUCGGUACAGACUGAUAAAGAUGGCAGUGUGCACUGACUUAAAUGUAUGGGCGACUGGGUUGGCGAUUUGCUGGUUGACGCUGGAAUGCCCAAAUGAACGUCUAGUGUGGGAGGUGGUGGUCAACAAGGCCAAAGACUGGCUGGACAAGCAGCUUGGAGGACAGGAGGAGCUGGACAAGUUUCUCAGGGAUGUUCAGGACGCUGCGUUCACUGACGAAGACGACGAAAUCAAGCACAUUAUGUUGAAUGAGAGUGAGGACGAGGUUUCAUCAAUGUCCUGUACACCCGAGACGAGUUCACAAGGCAGUCCACUAUUCCCAGUGAAUACAUUUAGAGACUCCGCUGACAACGUGAUACACGGCAGUUUCAGUCACGAGGACGUCUCCCAUAGAGAAGUCGUCAGUUCUAAAAGUGGCAACCCGGUGUAA